AUGGUAAUGGGCCCCCAGUCUCAGGCCACAACGGCUAAUGAGGGCCCCCACCGAGCGCUGUCGUCCGUCGUGGCCCUAGGAGCCAACAUCAUCUGCAACAAGAUCCCUGGUUUGGCCCCGCGGCAGCGUGCCAUCUGCCAGAGCCGGCCCGAUGCCAUCAUCGUGAUUGGGGAGGGGGCGCAGAUGGGCCUCAACGAGUGCCAGUACCAGUUCCGCUUUGGGCGCUGGAACUGCUCCGCCCUCGGGGAGAAGACCGUGUUUGGGCAAGAGCUCCGAGUGCUGGAGGAGCGCAUGAAACUAGAGUGCAAGUGCCACGGCGUGUCGGGCUCCUGCACCACCAAGACGUGCUGGACCACGCUGCCCAAGUUCCGCGAGGUGGGCCACCUGCUGAAGGAGAAGUACAACGCGGCCGUGCAGGUGGAGGUGGUGCGGGCCAGCCGCCUGCGGCAGCCCACCUUCCUGCGCAUCAAGCAGCUGCGCAGCUACCAGAAGCCCAUGGAGACGGACCUGGUGUACAUCGAGAAGUCGCCCAACUACUGCGAGGAGGACGCGGCCACGGGCAGCGUGGGCACGCAGGGCCGCCUGUGCAACCGCACCUCGCCGGGCGCGGACGGCUGCGACACCAUGUGCUGCGGCCGCGGCUACAACACGCACCAGUACACCAAGGUCUGGCAGUGCAACUGCAAGUUCCACUGGUGCUGCUUCGUCAAGUGCAACACCUGCAGCGAGCGCACGGAGGUCUUCACCUGCAAGUGAGCGGCCACGGCCACGGCCACGGCCACGGCCACGCGGGCGGCCGCCCCGCUGCCGCGUUUGCACACGGGCUUCCCGCCUUCCCCGCUCCGUGCGGCCGGCUGGGGCAGAGGUGGCCGCGGAUGGCGGGGCUCCGGACGCAGGAGGGCUCCCUCUGGGCCCGUCGCCCUCUCCCCGUCCCGUGGCUCCUUCCUGCCAUUCCCGUCACUUGCUGUGGCAGAACAGUGCCCGUGACUUAGCCGAGGUGUCCUUGACCGAGCCCGGUGAAUUAAUUUUCUUCUCUCCGGGAAAGUGAACCUCAAGGACACCCGUAUCCCUGGAAAGCAAAGAGAUGACAAGACUCUGAGUGUCCCCCUCCCCCGCCUGGUGGCAUGAACACGGACCUGCUGCACCGCCAGCCCCACGUGACACUGUUUCCCAGGCCGCAUCCGCCGUGGGGCCCCAUGGUGGUCUGGGCAGAUGCCGACAAAAAUUAUUUAUGUUUCCAUAGUAUCAGAGGAGGACUCAGCAUGAAGGCAGAGCCGGUCCCAACCCCGUACCCCACGAUAGCGGACCCCCUCUCUGCCCUUUUCCUCUCCUGGACCCUGGAGCAUCCUUGUGCACUGUGCCCUCCUGGCCCUGCCUGGGGACAGGUGGCUGGGCGUGGUGGUCCCCAGGUGAGCUGAGCAGGGGCUUGGUGACCAGCAUGGCCCCCAGAGGGCCUCUGAGGACAGCCCUGGACAGGGACCUCUGGCUGCUUCUCUUCUUUUAGAAAACGGUAUCAAACCAGUCAAAACGCCACCUGUGUCAGGUUCCGGGAGUGCUGUCUCCCCUCCCCAAGGCUGUGACCCUCCCCGCCCCUCGCCAGCCUGGCACCUUGAAGUUUACAGAGCCCCCUCCACUCUGGAGCCAGCCAGACCCCAGGAUGGCACUGUGCUAGGGGAGUGCGGGGGGGUGGGGGCGGCUGAGAGUCGUUCAGGGUGUUUGCCUCAUUUGACAGAUGGGGACACUGAGGCCCAAAAUGGAGCACUAGCCAGAGGCCCCAAGACCUGAGUGGAGGUUCCUGCCUUGGCUUGGGUGUCCUGACCCCCAGCCCAUGGCUCCUGGCCUCAGAAGACAAGCUGUGGGGACACCCAGGUUAGUGUGAGGUGGCCCCCAUGCCUUGAGAAAUCACUGGGGCCUGCACUCCCCCCCCCUCCGGAGGUGCCUUCGAGGGUUUGUCAGUAGCCUUCUUGCACAUCUGGCCCUUUCGCCCUGACCUCGAUGUGGAGAAAACUUGGAUGCAGGGUGUCAUUGUGCCAGGGCCCCACCAGACACCUCCCCAGGGUGCCCACAACCUCCCUUGAAGUCCAGCUCACCCUGAAACCUGGGAGACAGGAACGGGAGGGGGUCCGGCUCAGUUCUAAACCAUGUGUGGGAUGGGGAGAGAAAGGAAACCCGGGACUUGGGCCUGGCUGUGUCCUCUGCAAACCCCCCACCCCUCCUGGGGAGACCAAGGCAGAGGAGGUGACUUGCCAGGAAACGUGGUGUGCGGUGACUUCUGGUGCACCCUCUACUGCCCACAUAUCCCCACCCCAAAUUUAGGGUGUUUUCUCCCAGACACCCAUCGAAAUGUGUCCUCAGGUGGCUGACCGGCCAAGCGGGCUGGACAUGAGCCUGGGGCGAGUGACACUGUCUGGGCCCUGGCGUCCACCCUGCGUGCCCCCAGUGAUGCCAGGACACUCCAUUAGCUGCUGUCCUGGGAGCCUCCAGGCCAACGUGAAUGCCCCCCACCCCACUCCUCGGGUCCCAGGACACCCUGAGUCCACAGGCCCAAUGUCCUCUGCCAAGGCACCUGGUUAACUUAUAUUGUUAUAUAGUGUUGAGAUGUCUAUAGUGUCUUAAAUUAUUGUGACCUACACUGGGUACUGGGGAGGGGUGGCCGCUGCUCUCCCCUGAGACAGGCUCUUCCUUCUGCUUGAAACGGACGCUCGGGGCUCCUGACGCCACCGAGUCACGCGCACUGUCCCUCGGCCAUUGAGUGCCCCUGCUGAGACCCCGCCCGCCCUCAGUCCAUCAGCAGCUGCCCUCCCCUUGGGUGAGGGGGUCAGUGUGGCCCGGUCAGGGGUGGCGGUGGCCGAAGCUUCAUGCCCCUGCAGUGCCCACUUCAGGAGAGCCGGUGGGUUUCUGACGGGCUGUGUCCACUCCCUGGAGGGGAGCAACGGCUCCAAUAAAGCUGGAAUCAAAGAUG
Miniopterus natalensis is the source of this 2962-nucleotide messenger RNA. The record is from RefSeq and is a predicted model, not a curated record. Lineage: Eukaryota; Metazoa; Chordata; Mammalia; Chiroptera; Miniopteridae.